AUGAUUGAGAAUGCCAUCAGGAGUGGGAAGAUCGAUGCUGGAGAGAGUAACAGAAGAUCAGCCUCGAGGAGGAAUGAGAGUGAGGUGAACAACACGAGCAUGUACAACAAGGGCUACUCAAGUCGAUGUGAUGUGAGUCACCAGAAAGACGGCCGCCAAUCAAGAAAGCUCGUCGAGACAGGAGUUUCCCCAUUCUAUCUAAAGCCCUUACAGCCCCCGUACCCCAAAUGGAACAACGCAAAUGCACAGUGCGACUAUCAUGCGGGAAUCACGAGACAUUCCAUAGAAAACUGUACUGCCUUCAAUAAGGUGGUUGAAAGGCUCAUUAGUAUGGGUGUCGUUAAAUUUGAUGAAGCCACCAAAGCAGAAAAUCCAUUACCGAAUCACACUGAUGGUGGGGUAAAUAUGGUGGGUGAAGACAGAAGAAUCAAGGCAAACAUUGCGGAUGUAAAAACUCCUUUGAGAUGGGUCUGGAAGGAGAUGGUGAAAAGGGGACUAAUCGUCUCAAAAGAAAGUUGUGAAAAGAGGGAAAACUACUGCGAGUUCCACAAUGAAGUGGGGCAUGAAAUCCAAGAGUGUACGGAGUUCAGAGCCUUGGUACAGGGUAUGAUGGAUAAUAAGGAGGUGGAAUUUUGUGAAGGAAUUCAGAGGGAGAAUCAUGUAUGCACGUCAGAGUUGGCGUUGGGAGUCCCGGAGGCUAACCGUCAUGUGGUUAUCAUUUCGCGACCUCAGAACAGUGAGGUUGGGGCACGAAUAACACCAAAGGUUAUCAUUCAAAAACUGGCCGUGUUUACUUACAAGGAUAACAGGAGGGUGAAGGCUCGAGUAGAGCCAAUAAGAGAAGAAACUUCGAUUGGGAAGAAGAAGACGGUCGAACCUGAAUUGUUGGUCAAUGAACCAAUCAAGGAGGAUGAAGCUAGAGAGUUCUUGAAGUUCAUCAAGCAUAGCGAGUACAGCGUUGUGGACCAGCUACACAAACAACCAGCUUGCAUAUCUGUGCUAGCUUUACUCCUGAACUCGGAGGGACACCGAAAUGCAUUACUGAAGGUGCUAAAUGAAACUUACGUGGCUGACGAUAUCUCUGUUAACAAGUUAGAUCGACUGGUCGGCAAUAUAAGCGCUGAUAACUUCAUCUCUUUCAGCGAUGACGAAAUACCACCUGGGGGUAUGGGAUCUACUAGAGCUUUACACAUCACUGCAAGGUGUAAAGGAUGCAUAUUACCGGGGGUUCUGGUAGACAAUGGAUCGGCAUUAAAUGUAUUGCCCCUAUCCACGCUCAACAGGCUACCUGUGGAUAGUUCGCAUAUGAAGUCGUGUCAGAACGUGGUUCGAGCAUUUGAUGGUACUGAGAGGGGGGUCAUGGGAAGAAUUGACAUUCCCCUGUUAAUUGGCCCAACUAUUUAUGAGGUGGACUUCAUAGUUAUGGACAUCAAGCCUUCUUACAGUUACCUAUUAAGAAGGCCAUGGAUUCAUUCAGCAGGUGCGGUACCUUCAUCGUUACAUCAAAAACUGAAGCUGGUAUCAGAAGGCAGGGUUGUGACGAUAGACGCUGAAGAAGAUAUCAUUGCUUCUGUGACCAACGAUGCGCCUUAUCUAGAAACGAGCGAUGAUGCAAUCGAGUGCUCUUUCCGUUCCUUGGAAUUUGUAAAUGCAACAUUCAUCCUUGAGGGGAGCAAGAUCCCGAUGCCGAGAAUAUCAAAGACCACAAGGAUGGGUCUGCAACUGACAGUAGGAAAGGGAGCUUCGCCGAGAAAAGGAUUGGGGAAGUAUCUUCAGGGCAGAGUUGAGGCUCCAGUAUUGAAAGACAAGCAGGACCGUUUUGGCUUAGGAUACAAGCCAGAUGCUAGGCAGAAGAGGAUAGAGCAGGAAAAGAAACGAAUGAGAAGAAGGGCUCGUUUGACCGGGGAUGAAGUUGAAUGGGAACCCAUGACUUUUCCUCACCUUUCCAAAACCUUUGUAUCAGGAGGAUUUGUCUAUCUAGAAAUGCUAGGGGUCAGAAGUAUUAACACGGAGCUAGGGAGUAUUCAUGCCGUGUAUGAAGGAGCGACACGAGGAAGAGCUUUGCCAGAUAUUCGUCCUUACGAGUCGGAAAGGGAGCUAAACAACUGGACUGCAGAAGAAAUACCUGUAGUUUUUAGGAUUUCCUCAGAGUCCCAUGAUAUCAGUGAUGCGAAUGUCACUCUUACAAAUUUAGAGUCUCCUUUUGAACGAAACAUGUGUUUAGAGGGAUCGCAUGAUUUUGAAGACAACGAAGACUGUGGUUUGUCUCCUGACUUGUCAAAUAUGGUAGAAAUGGUUGAGAAACAAAUCCUACCUCACAGGGAAUCAAUAGAAGUCGUGAGCUUAGAGGAGGGUAAAAAGGUGAAGAUCGGAUCAGAUAUCUCUGCAAAGACAAGACAUGACCUCGUUGAAUUACUCCGAGAGUUCAAGGACGUGUUUGCAUGGUUAUACCAGGAUAUGCCAGGGUUGAGUACCGACAUGGUAGUCCAUCGUCUCCCUAUAAGAGAAGAUUGCAAGCCAGUGCAGCAAAAACUCAGAAGGAUGAGGCCUGAUAUCGUGUUGAAGAUAAAGGAGGAGGUCUAA
Messenger RNA from Gossypium raimondii (Peruvian cotton), 2583 nucleotides. RefSeq lists its product as uncharacterized. The record is from RefSeq and is a predicted model, not a curated record. The coding region runs from base 1 to 2583 and encodes 860 amino acids. The transcript is spliced from 4 exons. Lineage: Eukaryota; Viridiplantae; Streptophyta; Magnoliopsida; Malvales; Malvaceae.